Messenger RNA from Aphanomyces astaci, 243 nucleotides. RefSeq lists its product as hypothetical. Gene Ontology annotation, cellular component: plasma membrane. Gene Ontology annotation, molecular function: phosphatidate cytidylyltransferase activity. Bases 1 to 243 code for a protein of 80 amino acids. NCBI's taxonomy places the organism in Eukaryota, Oomycota, Saprolegniomycetes, Saprolegniales, Verrucalvaceae. The transcript has 2 exons. Gene Ontology annotation, biological process: CDP-diacylglycerol biosynthetic process. The record is from RefSeq and is a predicted model, not a curated record.
AUGGUCAUUGUCACCAAUGUGCUGGGCAUCACCAUGUCCACGGUGUCGGUGACAAAGAUUCUCGUCGUCACCACGGCCGUCACCGUCGACCUGUUUGAAAGCUUGAUCAAGCGCCCGGCCAAUGUGAAGGAUUCCAGCCGACUCAUUCAUGGCCAUGCAGGGUUGCUCGGUCGAGUGGACACCCUUCUGUUUGCGAGCAUUCUAUUUGCGCUGUACAGCAUCCACGCUCAACUCCUCGACUGA